AUGUGGGCAGCACUAGUCGGUUGGUUGGAUGGGAAAAAGGGUAGUCGAGUGUAUGAUGAAAGGCGGCGAACGGCGGCGGCCGCAUUCGUUGCGGCGCUUCUUCGUCCCCAAAAGGCUCUCAAGGCGUUUGAAGCGUCGCAGUUACUCUUCUGCUACAAACAAGCCAUCGAUGGUGUUACAAGAACAAGCAAACAAAACAAACCUCGUUAUAUUACUUGGGCAGUCGGUGGUGACAAUGACGACAGCGAUGACAAGGAAAAGGAGGAGGAGGCAGAAAGGGAGCGACAGGAGGCCAUCAGGGAGGCUGAGGAGAGAAGAAAGGAAAAACACAGAAAAAUGGAGGAGGAAAGGGAAAAAAUGAGACAGGAAAUCAGAGAUAAGUACAAUAUAAAGAAAAAAGAGGAACUCCAGCCGCCAGUGGAAGAGGAACCCAACCCUCUGAUGCGAAAAAAGAAAACUCCCGAAGAGUUGGCGAGAGAAGCGGAGGAGGCCGACGAGGACGAGUUCACAAAACUGAAGAACACAAUAGAAACACAAGUAAUCGAACUCAAGUCUCAGUUAGAAAGUAAAUGUGUAAUGCAAUGAACACGAGGAGUUCCACAAGGCUCCCUCUGCGGACCGUCUUCUUCAUAGAACAGCGUAGCUUACAAUUAAAACACCUUACAUACAAAAUUCGACACUAUUCCGUUAGUUUUUGUGUUGUUGUUUAUCGAUUGAAAAUGUAGAAAUAACCUGUGAUCGACCCCUCCCCCCACAAAUUGUAUGUGAGUUGUAUCUUUUUUAAAAUUAUGUUGGUUUUUAGAUGUCGAAUGUUAUAAAUAAAAAGCCUUAACACAAGUUCAUUGUUUCCCCAUUCGUAAGCAAUAAUUUUAAGAAAGAUAUGUAUGUAGUUUUUUACAAUGAUCAAUGUGUAUGUAAACGUAUUGUUCUAUUACCUUUUUUUAAGCAACGUUUUUAAUGAAAAUACAAACGACGUGUCACGCAGAACGGCCGUAACCAAAAAAGAGACUGCGAUAAACAAUUAACAAAAAACAAAACUAUUAUGAUGCCAUGACAUACCGAUAACAUCAUUGUCAUAAUAAUUUUGUGGAGAUGUUAAAAUAAAUUGUUAACAGGUUUUGUAGAUAGUUUAAAAAAAACAUAUUUUUUUGUAACGUCAAAGAUGAAAAAAAUACAUCAAAUUUUUGUUACGAUAAUUUUUAAGGAUUUAAGAUAUAAACAAAAUUAACGAGCAAAUAAAUGAUGAAAUAAAAAAUCUCGAUGCUUCAGAACACUUCUAUCACACACUUUCUAUCUCUAUCUCUGUCUUCUAUCUUUCCCAAGCACAUCACGGUUUAUCAUCCAAAUUCCCAAAGCUGCCUUUUGAAACACCGCAACAAAUUUUACAAAAUCAGUCAUCUAUACUUUCUAUAGAAAAUGAUCUCUAUAGAAAGCCAUAAACCAAUAAGAGCACGGCAUUCUACACAGCACCCUAUGUGCGAUUCUAUAGAAAAUGAUCUCUAUAGAAAGCCAUAAACCAAUAAGAGCACGGCAUUCUACACAGCACACUAUGUGCGAUUGAGAAUGCGGUGCUUUGAUUGGUUUAUUGCUUUCUAUAGAGAUAAUUUUCUAUAGAAAGUAUAGUUUUAGGUGGAAGAUAUUUUUGUAAAACUUGUUCUGGGCUUGUCCAUGUGUGCUUGUGCGAACAUUUCGAAAUUGAUACUUCUAAAAAUGCGCUUUGACGAUUUUUGUUAUGUUUCGGUGUCGCAUGUCAUUGGAUUAUUGUUCAGUGUUUAUUGGUAUUAUCUCUUUUUAUUACUAACUAACUUUAUACGGGUGGACUCAUCAUCACAUCAACUCUUGUAUAUUUUCCCACGACCAAAAACCAAACACCAGGUGGUGCUUCUAGAAAUUCUCGACUUAACUUUCUAUAGAAACAUAUCUCUAUAGAAAAUGUUUCUAUAGAAAGUACAGUCGCGAACUCCUAGACUCGCCCCCCAAAUUAACAAAAAAUUACAUAUAACUAAAUAGAUAACAUACAACCGAAAUUUAAUAGAACAUACUUACUAAACUUGUUGUGUUGUGUAUAAUUUUUCUUUCUAGUAAAUGCACCGCUUAUACCUUUGCACAUUUUGAUUGUUUCUUCGAAAAAAUUAUACUGUUUAACUGCCGGAAUUUUCAAUAAAUUUACGUCUUAAAGAAUCACGGAAUCAUUGCAUCGCAAGACAAGACAAUAAAGUUAUUGUAUAAAGUAUUUUUUAAAUAAUUGUUCUAAAUCUAAAUAUUUCUUAAACACCAUGAGAUUUGGGUGACAGUCCUUAUUAUUCCUGUUAAUUAAAAAUAAAUAAAAAAUAUUUGAUUGUUUUAAACAAUCAGAACCAAAAAAAUAGUUAUCGUUACAUAAGAAAUAAAUGUGAGGUCUGUAAAAACCAUUCUCACCGAAUAUUUAGACUGAAUUUUGCCAGUUGAACAAUAUAAUUCCAAUUUUUGACUUGUAUAUUAUUUUCCGCCCCUCACUUUCCUGUUGUCUAUGUGUCAAUUAAUUCUAUGAAUAUCAUUACUGUCUUAACUAAUAGUUUGUAUAGUAAUCUAUGUCUAUCUUAUAUUAGGUCAAGUAGAGCGUAUCUAGAACUGUAUUAAUGUAUUUUACUAAAAAAAACUAGGUGUCGUUGUUCAUAACUCUUUGGCAUUUAACGCAAUGUUGGAUGUGGAAUUUGGGUGAAUCCGACGCGUCGUGAAGAAUUUUUUUUCGCUAAGACCAUAGUCAAAAACAUCACCAACACUGAUUGAAUUUAAAAAACACAAAAUACUACAGCUUUGGACCUUGUAAGAUAUCUUACAGAAUGUUACAGUUAUUAAUGUAUAACUGGAUAAAAACAAACACUGUUUUUUGAGUUUCACGAGUUUAUUUCAAUUUUAUUUUGACAAUUGUUUCGCUAACACAGUAGCUUCUGUGUUAUCCAGUUAUACAUUAGUGGAGUUUCAUCAAGUAAAGGUCGAAACAAUAAAAUGUUACAGUUAUGUUUUAUUGGAACUACUGGUUUUCAUAAAAAGUUACCACGUCUUGCAAGCUACUACUCUCGUCUCUUAGCUGGGAAAUAACAUCUAAAUUUGGUGAUACUUUUGGUUGUAGCCUUGACUAUAUUACAUUGGGGUGUUUUAAAAGAGACGUUUUUUUCAAUGUAACAUACAAAUUAGAUUAUGCAGAAAUAAAAAUUCAGUGAAAAUCAUAAAAAAUAAAAUUCUUUUCUUUUCUAAACACCCUAAAUUAUGUACAAAAAAUAUUACUUAUUAAUAGUGAUAUUAAAAUGCAAAGCAAUGCAAAUAUAAGUAGGUUAAUGUUGAUAUACUUUUUAGAUCCUACUGUUAACCCGGUUAACACGGUUUUUUAUUAAUUUGGGCCUUAAUUCACACAUUUUUGCAUACGUAAAUGUACUUGAAGCAAUAAGUGCUUCUAUCGUUAGUAAUCAGUGUAACUAUAGUUAUAAAAUCUCGGUGUCUAUUAGAAUGCCCAAAUUAUUGUUCCUACUUUUGAAUUCGUCUUGUUAUUUAUUACUAAAUGCCCUUGGCGGGCGAAAACAUAAGCAAUGUAUAGAAAAAAUGACUUAGUAUGGUGUGAUAAAUAAUAAAUGUUUUUUGAUUUGAUUUUUUAAUUGACAAACUUAUAAUUACUUGAACUUUUACUAUAAAACGUGAAAGUUCUCGAAAACGGAUCAAUAACGCCGAAAUUGUACACAGAAUACUUAAAUACACAUUUAUGCGUUUAAAAAUCUAAAUUUUAAAGACAACGACACUUACAAUCUAGAAACAAAUUUCUGUAAUUUCUUACUUAAAUUAUUAUAAUCCAAAUAGAUCCUACAAUCAACACCGCAAGAUUUGAACAUAACUCUGGGUGUUUGUUGUAGGAAAUCAAUUUUAAAUAAACCACGCGAGUUUCAAUAAAAACAACCGUCUUGUGGUUUAUUUUAAAUGCGAGCUUCAGCUUAAGUAACGUAUUUGAGAUUAAAGCUAGUGAUAUUUUCUUGCAAAUAUGAAAACUGAAAAAGAUCAAUGUUGUAUUGUUAUUAAAAGAAAGUGUAAAAAAUUGUGCGGAUUUUGAACAGCACUUUCCACUACUAAAAUCGUUGUUUAUGUUUAAAAAUUCUAUAAGCAAAUCGUUGAAUUAUUUUGCCGUGUUGUAAAAAAUCCGCACAUUUUACAUCACGUAAUGUAGAUACAUUGUUGAUUCAUAUGUAUGGUUUAGUUUUAUCGUUAAUUUUGUGGGGCGGUGGAUUUUCGUCCGGCGACAAAAAUCCACGCCCGAAAAGUUAUAACUUAGUCGAGUAGUAAAUUUUGUAUUUAUACACUUGAAUAAAAAACAACAAAAAAACUGAAUGUGCGACGCUGAGAAAAAAGACAGCUCCGCAACAAGAUCGAGAAGGCUGCUGCUUAUUUUCCGCUCAUUCGCGAUUCAGUUGUUUCGUGAAAGAAACAGAAGAAACACGUUGUAGUUGCCUCAGUACCUAUGAAUAGAUAGUGUUAAGGGCUGUUCACAUUGUUAUAAAUAAUAUUAAUGAUAAUAAUAUUAAAAUUAAUGAAAUUAAUGAAAAAAAGUCUCGGUCAUUGUUGUUAGAUUACAGCCAUCUGCAAGUUAUUUGUGAAACAGAACGGACUUAAUAAAAUAUUACAGUUUAAACAUGCCUUUUAUUUCGUUUUGGUUAUGUUAUUAUUUACUUUACAGAUCAACUAUAACUAUCGCUAUAACCAAUAGGUAAGCUCUAUAAGGUUGAUUCCAGCAAAAUGGGAAAAUUGAUAUAAAAAUUGCAAACUCCCAAACAAUUGUUUUUCCCUUAAUUGAUGCGUAAUU
Molecule: messenger RNA, 4825 nt
Organism: Brassicogethes aeneus
Lineage: Eukaryota; Metazoa; Arthropoda; Insecta; Coleoptera; Nitidulidae
Source: the annotation of a GenBank genome assembly